This is a messenger RNA of Entamoeba nuttalli P19, 1209 nucleotides long. Its product is annotated as tyrosyl-DNA phosphodiesterase, putative. The coding region runs from base 1 to 1209 and encodes 402 amino acids. The transcript has 3 exons. Gene Ontology annotation, biological process: double-strand break repair; single strand break repair. The record is from RefSeq and is a predicted model, not a curated record. Gene Ontology annotation, cellular component: nucleus. Gene Ontology annotation, molecular function: single-stranded DNA binding; 3'-tyrosyl-DNA phosphodiesterase activity; double-stranded DNA binding. NCBI's taxonomy places the organism in Eukaryota, Evosea, Mastigamoebida, Endamoebidae.
AUGUCUGAGAAAUUGUUUCAUUUGAAUAAAUUAGAAUUAACUCCUUCUUUAAUGAAGGAAAAAGAUACAGUUUCAUUACAUGAUAUUUUUAAUACUCCAGGAGAAAUAUAUUCAGUAACUCUUACUACAUUUGUUUUUGACCUUCAAUGGCUAUUUGAUGAAUUACCAAUCUUAACAAGAAUUCCUGUUCAGUUCGUCCAUAAUGGAACUCUCAAUUAUUUUGACCAAUUGCUUAUUCAAGAAUAUAAAGACUUUGAAACAUUCAGUGUUCCUUUAAAAAAAGGGUGUCAUCACGUCAAAAUUAUGAUAAUAUUAUAUGAAGGUGGUCUCCGUUUUGUUUUGUCAACAGCAAACCUUAUUCCACUUGACUAUAAUCUCAAGUCUCAAGGAAUAUAUAUCAAAGAUUUUAAACCUUCUGAAUCAUCAACAGUUCUCAACGAAAAAGGAGCUCAUUUCUUAACAACAUUACAAAGUUAUUUCACUUCGGUUAAUGUUACUAUUUCAUAUCUUUCUGACUUUGACUAUUCUACUAUUGAUGGAUGGCUAUUAUUAUCAAUUCCAGGGACUCAUAAAGGGAAUGACCUAAAUAAAUAUGGAAUGAAACAAGUAUAUGACAUCCUUAAUAAUAAACUUCAUGUUCAAUUUACUAACCAUUGUACUAUUGCUGCACAAGCGUCUUCUUUAGGACUUUUUACUAACCAGUACAGAAGAGAGCUUUCACUCUGUUUAACGAACCAACCUGAAUCAAAAUUUCAGAUUAUAUGGCCAACAGAAGAUUUUAUUCGUACGAGUGAAACAGGAUAUCAUGGAAGUUGUUCAUUCUUUCUACGAAGUAAUUUUGUAAAAACCUGGGAAAAUUACUUUUAUAAAUUUCUUCCUCCAUUUCCAAGACAUCUUAUUCAACCUCACAUUAAAACAUAUGUCAUUUAUGAAGAAGACAUUCCUAAAUAUGGUAUUUUAACGUCUUCAAAUAUUUCUGGUGCUGCUUGGGGAAAACCAACAAAUUCUACACUAGAAAUAAAUAACUAUGAAAUGGGAAUGUUAUUCAUUGACAAUUUCACAUUAACUAGAUUUCCAUUACCAUAUGACAUUAAACAAUCAACAAAAUAUUCUUCAACUGACAUUCCAUGGAUUAAUGAUAUAGAUCAUGAAGUGAUUGAUAUAGAUGGUUAUGUAAUAAAAGAUAAUAACUUUAUCAAAUUGGUAUAA